Molecule: messenger RNA, 669 nt
Organism: Malassezia globosa CBS 7966
Lineage: Eukaryota; Fungi; Basidiomycota; Malasseziomycetes; Malasseziales; Malasseziaceae
Exons: 4
Coding region: 1-669 (222 amino acids)
Biological process (GO): DNA-templated DNA replication
Cellular component (GO): CHRAC; nucleus
Molecular function (GO): protein heterodimerization activity
Source: RefSeq, a predicted model, not a curated record
AUGAGCGAUAAUAUGAAUUCCCAUGCCGAGACACAGAAAACAGUCGAAUCGACAGAACGGACUAUCGCAGAGACAAAUGUAACCGCGCCAGAUUUGAAAUCAGGAGGAACGCGGCGCGGAUCUCGACCUGUUGCGCCACCGCAAAAGGGAACGACUGUGUUUCCCAUGGCUCGGAUCAGUAAGAUCAUCAAGGCCGAUACUUCAGUGGAUAUCUGCAGCAAGGAAGCAACAUUUCUUAUUAGUGCAGCGACGGAGCUCUUUGUUAAGAAGCUGGUCGAAGAGGGUUGCACAAAUGCACGUUUAGACAAACGACGAAUGAUCCGCUACGAUGAUAUGGCUAAAGCUGUUGCACAGAACGAAUACAUGGACUUUUUAAGGGAUAUUGUGCCUAACACAAUACCUCUUUCUAUGGCUAUGAAGAUGCGUGAAGAGAGAAAUCAUACAGAGUCUGAUCAGGCUCAAAACGAAGCUGGAAAGGCACGAGAUGAGGACGCAGGGACCGAGAUGGAGGCGAACACGAGAAAUGCUAUGAACGGAGGCGACGCUACCGCUGAGACGGACGCUCAUGUCGAUACUCAAGGUGAUGAUGAUGAUGCUGAUGUGGAUAUUGAAGCUGAGGGAGAUGGCUUUGGCGAUCAGUCUAUGCCUGACGAAAACACCAACGGGUAG